Contarinia nasturtii (swede midge) is the source of this 465-nucleotide messenger RNA. RefSeq names its product pickpocket protein 28-like. The record is from RefSeq and is a predicted model, not a curated record. NCBI's taxonomy places the organism in Eukaryota, Metazoa, Arthropoda, Insecta, Diptera, Cecidomyiidae. Gene Ontology annotation, molecular function: ligand-gated sodium channel activity. Gene Ontology annotation, cellular component: membrane. The transcript is spliced from 4 exons. Bases 88 to 465 code for a protein of 125 amino acids. Gene Ontology annotation, biological process: sodium ion transmembrane transport.
ACUUUCCUCACUUUUCUUGGAAUUUCCAUUGAUAGUUCUUAUCAGUUUUGCAGUGAAUUAUCACACGGAUUUCGAAUUUCGUUACAUAUGCCCGAUGAAUUACCAAAAUUGCAAGAAGAAUUUAUUUUCAUCCCGGUCGACCAAGAAACUUACAUUUCAGUAAAACCAUCAGUCAUUACAACUUCAAAUGGUUUGCGCAGCUACUCGCCGAAAGAAAGAGGAUGUUAUUUCAAGUCCGAACGUUAUUUACGUUUUUUUAGAGAAUACUCACAGCGUCACUGUGAAAUUGAGUGUGGAGCAAACUUCACCAAUAUCAAAUGCGGAUGUGUUAAAUUUUCAAUGCCAAGAAGACAUUCAACAAAAGUAUGUACAAUUAUUGAUAAUCCAUGCUACAAUGAAGCGGAUGAUGAAUUUUCGAAGAAACUUCUUGUAAAGAGGUGCAACUGUCUGCCAGGUAAUUCUUGA